This is a messenger RNA of Scaptodrosophila lebanonensis, 1149 nucleotides long. RefSeq names its product LEM domain-containing protein Bocksbeutel-like. Bases 318 to 1124 code for a protein of 268 amino acids. The transcript is spliced from 3 exons. The record is from RefSeq and is a predicted model, not a curated record. NCBI's taxonomy places the organism in Eukaryota, Metazoa, Arthropoda, Insecta, Diptera, Drosophilidae.
UUUUUAAAAAAAUAAAGAAAAUAGUUUACAAAUUUGUUUUUUUAAAGAGAUAAACUAACGCAGCAGUAGGAUCCAUGCCAUAUACAUAUGUAUGUAUCCAUGUACAUACAUACAUAUCUAGCCUUUUCCCUGAAGGCAAAAUACAAUGCUCAGAAAAAAUUACAUUUUUCACUGAAUAAGAUUUUUUAAGUGAUAUAGGAAUUCCAUUCCGGAUUACUGUAUAAUUAAUUAACUUUUAUUUGACGGAAAAGUGUUCAAAAUAAGUACAUACACUUGGAAUAUUCAGAAGGAAAUCAAUUGCUGGACAAGCUUCUUUAAUGAUGGCAGACCUUACAUAUCUGGACAGUCUUUCCAAUAAGGAAUUGCACGAACAAUGCCUGAUAAAUGGGAUGCCCAAUAUUCCAGUCACAGACACUACCCGUCAAGUUAUGAUGGCAAGACUAAAUGCUAAAAUUAAAUCUCAUGUUUGCAAAACCAUAAAUUUCAAUGAACUGAAGUCUACUCAAGCAGAGGAGGUUCCCUCGACCAGUGACGUCAAUCAGAUGACAAGCCGCAAGAAUGAAACAUGUUUAUAUGGCGCUAUGGCCGCUGGUCCCUCUUUUAAUGUAGCCGAGAUAUCUUCAGUUCGCACAACAAGGUCUCAGAAGGUUCAAAGCGAACUAGCUACACAAACAACCCCGCCCACACUUGCCAAGACGGCCAUCUUAACCACUUCGCUUACAUAUCAGGAAGUUCCAUCUCAUCCCCUUAUUGCCGACAAUACUAAUGUAGGACAUUAUAUUUAUAAACGUAGAGGUGCUAUUCUAUACCCUCAACUUACAGAAUUUCUUGGAAAUGAGCCAAUUGAAAUGGAUUCGAAUAAUACCGAGGCACACCGGCCAGUAAUAGAUUCACCAUAUAUGAAGAAAAUUAGAGAUAAGCUUUCGGCUGCCGGACGCCCAAUUUUGUCUCGACCUCAAUUGCGACGCAGACUAAUAUCUGAGCUGGACAACGAAGAAUAUGCAGACCAGCAAGUGUCUACACCUGCUGUUUCGUCAAAACAUCAACUAAACGUGCAACAAUACUUAAUUAUAGUUAUAUUAGUCAUAUUGAUUGCAUCUAUGUAUGCCAUGUGCUGCUAUUAGAAUAAAUUACUGUGAUUUUCGAGAA